Molecule: messenger RNA, 696 nt
Organism: Musca vetustissima
Lineage: Eukaryota; Metazoa; Arthropoda; Insecta; Diptera; Muscidae
Product: BTB/POZ domain-containing protein KCTD12-like
Exons: 1
Coding region: 9-695 (228 amino acids)
Biological process (GO): protein homooligomerization
Source: RefSeq, a predicted model, not a curated record
GCAGCAUUAUGACUGAAAUUAUUGAGCUCAAUGUCGGCGGUGUCCAUUACACCACCACCUUGAAUUCCCUGCUCCACGAAAAGGAUUCACUGCUAUGCGAAAUGUUUUCCGAAAGCCGUGAAAAUCUGCUAAAGGACAGCAAGGGUCGCUAUUUCCUCGACCGUGACGGUGUGCUCUUCCGUUACAUUCUCGACUAUUUACGUGACAAGACCCUGAAUUUACCGGAAGGUUUUCGUGAAAAGCAACGCCUCCAGAAGGAGGCCGAAUACUAUAAACUGGAGGGCAUGUUGGCAUGUAUGCGUAAGGAGCGUGAAACACGUUCACCCGGCAGCAUAACCCUUGGCUAUCGUGGCAGUUUUCAAUUUGGCAAAGACGGUCUGGCUGAUGUGAAAUUCCGCAAACUUUCACGUAUCCUUGUGUGUGGUCGUGUGGCUUUGUGUCGUGAAGUUUUCGGUGAUACACUCAACGAGUCACGAGACCCCGAUCAUGGUGGUCCCGAUCGUUACACAUCACGUUUCUUCCUCAAGCAUUGUUUUAUUGAACAAGGUUUUGAUAUGCUGCAUGAACAAGGCUUUCGAUUGGCCGGUAGCUGUGGUUCCGGUACGGCUGGUUCGGCGACAGAACCCAAACCUGGUGUGGAUGUUGAAGAGAAUCGUUGGAAUCAUUAUAAUGAAUUUGUUUUUGUUAGGGAUUAAA